This is a messenger RNA of Phyllostomus discolor (pale spear-nosed bat), 1177 nucleotides long. RefSeq names its product cellular repressor of E1A stimulated genes 1 (gene CREG1). The transcript has 4 exons. Lineage: Eukaryota; Metazoa; Chordata; Mammalia; Chiroptera; Phyllostomidae. The record is from RefSeq and is a predicted model, not a curated record. The coding region runs from base 53 to 715 and encodes 220 amino acids.
GACCCCAGGCCGCUGGAGGCCGCGGGGCCGGACUGUUGCCGGAGUCCCCGCCAUGGCCCAACCUGCCCGCGGGUCUGCACGCCCGCUGCUCGCCGCCCUGCUGGCGCCGGUGCUGGUGGCGCUGCUGGCGGCGCCGGCGCGGGGCCGGGGCGGCCGGGGCCACGGGGAUUGGGACACCGACGCGCUGUUGCCGCCGCUGCCGCCCCGCGAGGACGCGGCGCGCGUGGCCCGCUUCGUGACGCACUUCUCCGACUGGGGCGCGCUGGCCACCCUCUCCACGCAGGAGCGGGUGCGCGGCCUGCCCUUCGCCGACGUCCUGUCGCUCAGCGACGGGCUCCCGGGCAAGGGCAGCGGCGUGCCCUACUUCUACCUGAGCCCCCUGCAGCAGUUGGCGGGCGACCUGAAGGAGAAUCCUGAUGCCACGCUGACCAUGUCUUUGGCUCAGACCGACUUCUGCAGGAAGCACGGCUAUGACCCCCAGAGUCCCCUCUGUGCGCACGUCAUCCUGGCCGGGACCGUCACCAAGGUGAACGAGACGGAGAGGGACGUGGCGAAGCAGGCGCUGUUCACCCGGCACCCGGAGAUGGCAUCCUGGCCCUCCAGCCACGACUGGUUCUUCGCCAAGCUGAACAUAACCAACAUCUGGGUCCUGGACUACUUCGGCGGGCCCAAGACCGUGACGCCCGAGGAGUAUUACAACGUCACCGUCCAGUGAAGCAGAAUGGGGCGUCUGUGAUCUCGAGGGUGACGUUUGUAGGGAGUUUCUAACAGAUUUGGAGGGCGCCGGGGUUCUCGGUGGACCGAGGCCCGGAAGAUCCGCCUGUUCGUUUUCCCCCUGGGGGCCGGAGGGCCCGCCUGUUUACAGAAUCAAGUUGGCCUGCUGCUGGAUUUCCUGGAAGAUGAGCUUGCUGACCUUUACACAUGUGAACGUGUAGUUUCAGUACCUACACAUAUGGUUUCACGAGAUAAGAUCGCUCGUAGAGAGGCGUGUCCGGGACCCAGCCCCUGAGCCCUUUGGUGGCUCAGGGACAGGACUCGAUAUGCACCGGCGUGUUUGCAAAUGACAAAGAAAUCCAGCAAGUGGCUUCUGGUAAAAAAAAAAAAAAAAUGAGUUGCAUUACACUUGGCAAAAUAGGUUUGUUCAAAGCUCCAGGGAUUAAAAGCACUGUUUCAAUGG